AGCAGUCUCUGACAAUAACAGCAUAGAACUGUCAACUUCUUCUUUUUCUGCGCUGCACAGAUUAGCGCACGUUUUAGGUUAUUUUUAUUUCACUACAACAUAACUCAAUAAUGGGAAUUCUUUUAAAUAGCUAUUACCGAAACCAUCGCCUAAUAUCCCACCAACAUCGAUGAACAAAUGGUAUCUGAAAAUGAAACCCAUCCAUCCAGAAGAGCAACGAUGACACAUUUUAUAUUUGCCAAGAAAGUGAUUUAUCCUUGGGAAUAAAGUCAACUCAAGAAUCAGAGGAUGUGUACACUACACUACAGCUCUUUGUGUCCACCAUGAUGGAGAGGACAGAAGAAAGCUCUGAGGUAGAUCGGCCCACCUCACCUCCAGAGCGUGGAUUGCUGCAUGUGUGGCAGUCAGGGGGUUACCGUGAGCAGUUGAGCCCAGAGAGGGUGCUCCUGUCCAGGCCUGUGCUUCAGACCGCCCUGGGAGAGAACCAUGGACUCCUGCUUUCACAAGGCGGUCUGGUCUAUUCAUUUGGGGAGCUGCUUUGGAGGGGGCUGAGUGUCCCACUGACUGCCCCGGUCCUGGAGGUCUCUCUGCAGGAGAGGGCCGUGGUGCGGGUCGCUGCGGGUGGCUUUCACUGUGGAGUAGUGACCGCUCAGGGCAGCGUCUAUAUGUGGGGCGAGAACACAGCUGGACAGUGUGGUCUGGGGUCUAACAUCACAGUGGCAGAGCCCUGCGUGGUGGGUAUAGCGGACAGUGAGGUGGUCCCUCCAGCUGUAGUGCAGGUCGUGGAUGUGGCCUGUGGACGGGAGCACAGUUUGGCCCUGUCAUCCCAGAACGAGCUGUGGGCCUGGGGCAGCGGCUGUCAGCUCGGACUCGUCACCAAAACAUUUCCUGUUUACAGACCUCACAAGGUGGAGCACUUGGCAGGGAGGCAUGUGAUCCAGGUGGCUUGUGGGGCCUACCACAGUCUGGCCCUGGUACGAAGUCUUUCUCAGCCUCUCAGCAGUAUUCCAAAACCUGCAGAAAAAGUAAAAAGGGAACGCCGCUGGUCGUCGGGUCACAGUUUUGUGGCAGAUAAAGUGGAGCCAUCUGUGGUUGAAGAAGAUUCUCACUACUGUCCACUGGGAGUUGAGCUGUCUGAUGUCUCUACAGGGGAGUGUCCCAGAAGGAGCGUUUCCAGAAGGAGCCAGAUAGCAGGCAGAAGUUCUCCCAGCAGUAGCCCUCGGUCUGUACUACAUCCAUUCACCUCGCCAGGCAAAUCGCACUCUGAACAGAACUCUAUUUGCACUAAACUUCACUUUGAUGACUCGUCGGACCAAACAGACUUCAGCCUUAAACCUUCGUCUCACUGGAAAAACAAAAAAAAGUUCUCAAAGGAGCAGGACUUUCAGAUUCUGCUUCACAAACUCUCAGUUCAACCAAUAGAAAUACCUCACACCCCCAACUCCACUGACACAGAAUCAAUGAGCGCAUCAGCUGACAGCUGCGCCUCCUCUACACCAUCUUCAGAUUUGUACUCUUCAAGCUACAAAGGCGAAUCUCCGCCUAAAAGUCAAACCAGCAACAACUUUGGGCCUUAUUCAUCCUCCCCCGUUGGUGUAGAUGAGGUGAGCCUUUGCCUCCAGGAGCAGAGUCAGUCUCUUUAUGUGGAGAGCAGCUCCAGUCUCUCAGACAUACGAGUGAAAACUACAGAGUACAGGAGACGCUCACUGCCCGGGAUCCCCUCUCAUGGGUCUCCACGCCAACGGCAGUACUGUGCCUGUAGGACAUCUUGCGCAAGUGAAAGGUCAGGGGUGUUGGAGGAAGCUAGAGACAGACUGCCCUGCCUGGACACUGAGGUGUGGAGCUGGGGCCGGGGCUCCGAAGGGCAGUUGGGACAGGGAGAUCAGCUGGCCAGACUUCAGCCUCUGUGUAUCAAACCUCUGACUGGUGAAGAAGUGAUUAAGGUGGCUGCAGGAUCACACCACUCACUGGCCAUCACUGCAAAUUGCCAGGUGUACUCAUGGGGCAGUAACAUGUGUGGUCAGCUGGGUCACAUCAACAGUCCAGUCACAGUCCCAAAACAGGCCAAGCUCUCUGAAGGUAUCCGAGUUUGGGACGUCUCAGCAGGACAGAGCCACUCUUUGCUGUUGGCCGAUGGAGACUGUGUGCAGCCCGUGCUCUUGUACUGUGGGCAGCAGCAGGAGCCAAAAACAGAGAAAUGUGAUACACCCCAGCAGGGUCAAAGGUCAUGUCAGAGGUCACCCAACAGAUCCGAGAGCUACACUGUCAGGCCCACUCUGAUGCCUUUCUGCAUGGAGAUAGGUUAUAUCAGCAGCAUCCGCAGCGGAGGCCAGACCUGUACGCUUCUUUCAGACCAAAACAUCAUGGGCUUUGUCUCAGCGAUUCAUGAGCUCGCCUCAAGAGAAAGACAGUUCUACUGUUGGUUAAGCAGCGUCAAGAAGGUCCUCCUCACUCCACUACGCACAAGAGAGAGUGUGAAUCCCUGUUUAGGAGACCCGUGCACUCGCCUGUUCUUCACUAUUUGUGAUAAGUUCGCCCCGCUGCACCUUCUGAUUGGACAACACUCCACAGCUCUCAGCUACUUUCUGUAUGACCUGCAGAGCUGUGAUGUCACUUCCCUUCCUCUGAUCACCCAUGUGGACCACUUUCUGGACACUUUUAAAGAGUACUGCUCUUCUGUUGGUGAUUUUCAGGUCAUGGGUGGUUUUCAGUCCCUUCAGAAACUCUCAAAUGACUGUUUGGGCUCCAAACACAGCGAGCUACGUCAUCUCUGUGUCUCAGACUCAGACAAAGAUGAAGUGGACCUGGUUUCACUGUUGUACUGGCCUCUACAGCAGCUGCAACACUACAGCCAACUACUGCUCAAACUGGCUGCAUGCUAUGAUGUGCUCACUGUAGACUACCAAUGCCUCCAUCAGGGAUGUGGUCAGUUUGAGUCUCUGUCAUCAUCGCUGCUGAAAAAGAAAAAAGAAGCAGAAACGACGUGCAACUUUUGGAAAAGCUACUCAGGAAAAACUACUGAGGUGUUGCGUCUCCCUCAUCGCCGUGUGGUUUGUGAGAGCAGCCACAGAAAUCUGACUUUACAGAAUGCCGGGCGCUUUUCAAAUCACUGGUUCAUUCUGUUCAAUGAUGCUCUGGUACAUACACAAGGCACUAUUCCCUCUAAGAGUUUUUUUUCCACUCAUCACAUCUACCCUCUGACCUGUCUCUGGGUCAAACCAGUUACUGAAGAUGACAAUGGCCUUGAUGCCAUUAAAAUUAUAUGCCCAGAAGAGAAUUUCACACUGGUGGCUUCUACACCACAAGAAAAGAACAAAUGGCUACAGGCUCUGAACCAGGCGGUGGACCAAGUGCUUGGAGGAGGAGGUCAUGGGUCGUUGCCGGGGAUAACGGCGAUUACCCGCACAGCCAGUUACACGUUCACCGGAGAGGGACGAUUCAAAGACGCACAAUACAAAGGACACUGGCAGGCUGGGAGAGUUCAUGGAAGAGGGACCAUGAAGUGGCCGGAUGGACGGACAUAUACAGGGAACUUUAAAAAUGGACUCGAAGAUGGUUAUGGUGAGUGCUUGAUACCCAAUAAGGCACUGAAUGAAGCAGACUGUUACAAUGGACAUUGGAAAGAUGGACAGAUCCAUGGUUUUGGAAAAUACAAGUAUGCCACUGGAGAGGUGUACGAGGGCUGUUUUUUUGAAGGCCAGCGUCAUGGUUACGGGAUGCUCAGCUCUGGGAGACUGGCCCGCUCCUCCUCCAGUGUUUUCAUUGGACAGUGGUUUCAUGACAAGAAGACAGGAUAUGGGGUCUAUGAUGACAUCACCAGUGGUCAGAAAUACAUGGGCUUGUGGGUCGAUGAUCAGCGCCAUGGAAACGCAGCUGUGGUCACUCAACAUGGGCUGUACUUUGAAGGGACAUUCAAGGAGAACAAGAUGAGUGGCUCAGGUUUGCUGGUAUCCGAUGAUGAUACAACUUUCCAUGGAGAGUUUUCUGAUGACUGGACUAUUAAUGGAAAGGGUCUUCUGCACAUGGGUAAUGGUGACUUCUUUGAUGGUGAAUUCAGUGGAGAAUGGGCUUCACUCAAAGUUACUGGGAUAUACUCUAAACCUACUGUGGAUGCACCUGCAAACAAAGAGAGAAAGAACAUACUUGUGUUGGGACAGUAUGUGGUACCUGCAGCUCAGAGGUGGGUCUGUGUGUUUGACGAGUGUUGGAGUCGACUCGGAUGUGAGGCGCCUGGAGCAGGACAAAGCGCUGUGGCCUGGGACAACAUCGCUGUUACCAUAACAAGCACCAGAAGACAAACUCCCGACCUGAGUAAAUCUCAGAGUAAAAUCCUAGAGAGUCUGGAGCUAAUUCCUCAACAUGAACAAAUAGUCACCACUCAAAACUACGACCACAUUCGCAGAUACCUCACCAAAGCGUGUGACACUCCUUUACACCCCCUGGGCUGGCUUGUGGAGACCUUAGUGACUGUGUACAGAAUGACUUAUGUGGGAUCCAACCGCAGACUGCUCCGACAGGCUGUGCUGGAGGUCCAAGCCUACCUCACCCGCUUUUACUGCAUUGUUAGGCUUCUGUUCCCCGGAUUACCAGAUGAUGGCAGUAUUAUCCCUGAUCCUCCAACCUCUCCCACCCGACGUAGACACUCCUUUAUCUCCAACACAAUGGAAGAAUGUGUUGUGGUGGUGAGCUGCUCGUCUCUGCUGCUGCCUCUGCUCCUCCCACGGCUCUACCCUCCUCUCUUCACUCUGUACUGUCUCCAGGAGGAGCAGGACGAAGCCAAGUACUGGGAACGCAUCCUCCGACUCAACAAGUCCCCAGACCAAGCACUGCUCAGCUUCUUAGGGGUGCACCAGAAAUUUUGGCCUGUCUGGAUGUCUAUUCUUGGAGAGAAGAAACAGAUUGUGUCGAGCAGUAAAGACGCCUGCUAUGUCUCAGCUGUAGAGACACUUCAACAGAUCAGCACUACAUUUACCCCAUCGGACAAACUGACGGUGAUACAGAAGACCUUUGAGGAGCUGACACAGGAAGUGAAACCACUGGUUGAGGAGAGCUUCCUGUGGUGCAUGGACGACCUGUUUCCUCUGUUCUUGUAUGUGGUGAUCAGAGCCAGGAUCAGGAACUUAGGAGCCGAGGUCCGUCUGAUUGAAGAUCUGAUGGAUCCUAAUCUUGAGCAUGGAGAGAUGGGGCUCAUGUUUACUACACUAAAGGCCUGUUACAUCCAAAUUCAACAGGAGUCCAUGAUGUAGCAGCUGAAAACGGGAAGGCACAGACAACAAGUGAAAAUACAAGUUUACAGAAGGAGCAGCAGGAACAAAACUCACCAAAAAACAAUUUAGCUAUUAUGAGGUCAUGUUGUGGAUGCACUGCCUUCUGCUGGUUUCUCCCACAACUGCACUGCUGACCUCCACCUCAGUGAAAUUAUCCACAAAUACACAAAAAUAAUAAUGCAUAAUAAUAAUAAUAAUAAUGCACAGCCGAUACGUAGUGCCAAAAAAAACCCCUCUAGCAUUAGACUAUUUAUUUUGUAUCUAACUCUUAGUAUAUAUAGGAAGGGAAUGUUGAUAGCUUAUGUUUUGCACUAAUUUGUAAACUACUGGUAAAAAUAGUAUUUGUGUGUUUGUGCACUGGAUUUGAAAGUUCAAUGGACUUUAAUGAAUUUGUUGAGCAAUAUUGGGACAAUAUAAUUAUGAAUUUCUUUCACCUGGAAUGUUUUAAUACUGGAGAGUGUAUUUGUAGUGUUUUGGAGAAUGUAACUAAAGGAAUGAUGUCAUAUUUGAAAUUUAAUAGAUAUUUUCUCUACUAAACUGUGCAAUACCUCAGACAUAAUUUGAAUUUCAUGUUUAAAAGGGAUUAAACUUGUACCUAUUAUGCAAAUUGCUUUGAAGUGUGUAUCUUCUACAGAUUCAUUAUUUAUCAAAACUGAUUAAAUUAACUUUCAAGGCAUGUUUUGUUUUUAUAGCUUGUAUAUUUUGAGAAUGCAAAUGAACAGUAGAGCACCAUAAAACAUAAUUUCACUCACCACAUAAUAUCCUUCCCCAGUCACUAUGAAAAAUAUUUGAUUUAUGUUUAUACUUAAAUGAAAUCUGUGUAAAGUUAUCACAGUUAUCACCCAAAUGACUGAAUUAUAGUAUGAUAUUCUUAUUUUUGUAACAUCUGUGCGCUGUAAAAAACAACUGGAACAUAUUUUGUUAUCUAUUAAAGGGCAAUAAAUUGUAAUGG
Periophthalmus magnuspinnatus is the source of this 6219-nucleotide messenger RNA. Its product is annotated as alsin-like. The transcript has 41 exons. The coding region runs from base 324 to 5246 and encodes 1640 amino acids. Lineage: Eukaryota; Metazoa; Chordata; Actinopteri; Gobiiformes; Gobiidae. Gene Ontology annotation, molecular function: guanyl-nucleotide exchange factor activity. The record is from RefSeq and is a predicted model, not a curated record.